Macroventuria anomochaeta is the source of this 642-nucleotide messenger RNA. RefSeq lists its product as uncharacterized. The record is from RefSeq and is a predicted model, not a curated record. The transcript is spliced from 3 exons. NCBI's taxonomy places the organism in Eukaryota, Fungi, Ascomycota, Dothideomycetes, Pleosporales, Didymellaceae. The coding region runs from base 1 to 642 and encodes 213 amino acids.
AUGGUCGGCUUCUCCAUUGGCCGCAAGACGUUAUGGCAGUAUUCACAUAGCGCGUCUAUUUUGUUUGCAGUUCUACUCUUCACCGCCGGCUUCCUAUGUACCCUGCUAUGGACUAAUAACCUUGUUCGUACUGAAACGAGUGCUGGAGACGCUUCUACAAGUACAUUUACACAGUUUAGUCCGGCGGUCUCGACCUUUAGUAUCACCUACCAAGUGGCAAUCUUCGGUACAGCGUGGAAUGCGAUCCUCUUUGUCACGCUGCUCGUCCUGGAGCGCGACGCUUUGCCCAUGUCGACAGUGCGUCUACGUUAUGAGGUCGAGAAGGCGGCGUGCAUUGUUGCCGUUGCUGGGAAUGCUGUCUAUUCCGUCGCUUGCAUAGCGUUGAUGGCGACGCUUGCACGAUUGGCGGCCGACGCCAGCUCAACACCACAGAAUGAUACUGAUUUGGCGAGGAAGGUGGCCUCCAGCGCCGCUGAUCGACGAGCAGGCCAAGGCGCGACUGCCGCUUUCGCAGGUCUCGCAGCAGCUGCGGCAGUGUGGGCGUGUGUCAUGGAUUGGUUGCAUGCGCAAAACAGUCGUCACAGACGUAUCAUCAAAGACGAGCCGCUGAGCCCCAGGCCCGACGUAGGCAAGCAGGCAUAG